Lytechinus variegatus (green sea urchin) is the source of this 4485-nucleotide messenger RNA. Its product is annotated as delta protein. NCBI's taxonomy places the organism in Eukaryota, Metazoa, Echinodermata, Echinoidea, Temnopleuroida, Toxopneustidae. Gene Ontology annotation, molecular function: calcium ion binding. Gene Ontology annotation, biological process: cell communication; Notch signaling pathway; multicellular organism development. Gene Ontology annotation, cellular component: membrane. The transcript is spliced from 11 exons. The record is from RefSeq and is a predicted model, not a curated record. Bases 548 to 2932 code for a protein of 794 amino acids.
ACAAAGUACUAACUACUACAGCACAGCUAAGUUGCAUUCCUCGACAAGUGAUAGCGUCAAACCAGGAAUAAUAUCUAUUUGGAUUAUACACUUCCUUCUCACAGUUGGAAAAGUAAUUUUCGCGAUUUCCUUAGUUUCUUCAAGCUUAUUGUAUGGCUGCUCUACGUUUUAGUUAGAUUAUACAUCUAUAUUUUUGUAAUAUAUAUAUUUUUAAUUGAGGAAAAUAAUAUUCGCAGUACUGUCAAAAUUGACACUGUACUUGGGCAACGCGAGAACUUGCCAUCGAUCAGUGACAAAAGUAGAUUGUCGCCCUCUCUUGAGAUAAUUUGUUCAUUUUUAUCCUCAAAACCAAGGCACGCGUGUGCGAGCUCUGAUUGGUCGGCUUGUCACACUUAUGGGCGGGGCGUAGUAAACGGAGAGUACCCGAAAUGCAAUGACAAAGAGAGCAGAUCGAGCUGCUAGAAGUUGAAAGCUCGCAGAUAGAGUUGAGUGGAAGGAUUACCAAGAAAGGAAUAACGAAUCGGCUGCACUGCCUUCUUGGCGUGCUAUGUUUUUUGGAAGUAUGGGGCGUUUUACCUGGAUUAAUACAGUGAUUUUUGCUCUGCAUUGGAUUAGCAUUAUUUCUAAGGUCACUACAGCUGCAGGGAUAUUCGAACUACGCCUGAACUCCUUUUCCAACGACCAAGCCAAGGAUAUCCAUGGACAAUGUUGUACUGGAAAUAAUACAAGUACCGAUCUCUGUGUUGGACCUUGCAGGACAUAUUUUACAGUGUGCUUGCUCCAUUUUCUUCGUGAAAUUCCCGAUGAACCCUUGCCAGAACAAUGCACAUUUGACUUUCGGAAUACAUCUGUUUUGGGAGAAAAUUCUUUUGAAGUUACUGAUGGAUUAAUACAAAUUGCUUUUGAUAUUGAUUGGCCGGGUGACUUUUCACUUGCCCUAGAUGCCUGGCACGACGAGAGCAGCAAUGAUGGAGCUCGAAGGCGCCUUGAAUCGCUCCGGGUCCACAGGUCUCUGAACGCCAGCUCGGUGUGGUCAAACUUCACCUACCCGACGGCAUUGCACACGCUGGACUAUUCGUAUCGAGUGGUCUGCGCUGAGAACUUCUACGGGUCCAAGUGUCAAGAAUCCUGUACGCCUCAAGAUGACAUCUUCGGGCAUUUCGUGUGCAAUAACCAGGGUCAGAGGGUCUGCAUGGAAGGAUGGGACGGUGUCUGGUGUGAUAAAGCCGUUUGUUCAGAGGAAUGUGUGCAUGGUUCCUGCGAUGAGCCCAACACUUGCAAAUGCGACAAUGGGUACAAAGGAGCCGCAUGCGACCAAUGCCAGACUUAUGAGGGCUGUGAACAUGGGACAUGCAACGAGCCAGGAGAUUGUAUCUGUGACGAAGGCUGGGGAGGACUGCUAUGUACAACAGAUUUAAACUACUGCACCAACCACCAACCAUGCCUGAAUGGCGCUACUUGCCAAAAUGAAGGAAUCCUUGACUAUCGAUGCUACUGUACACCUCUAUUCACUGGCCAGACAUGCGAGACUGCUAUAGCUUGCCCUUGCCUCAAUGGAGGAACUUGCAGCAGUGGUCCCGACGGUUAUACUUGCCUGUGUCCUGUUGGGCUGACGGGGGAUUUGUGCGAGAAGCAGGUUCCUAGAUGCGAGUCAAACAUGUGCAUGAAUGGCAGUACAUGUAUGGAAACAUUUGAUGGCUACCGCUGUGCCUGUCAAGAGGGUUACACGGGCACUCACUGUGAGAUCCGUGACCAUUGCUCUUCAUCGCCUUGCCGCAAUGGAGCUACAUGCAUCAACAACAACGUGGCCUACCAGUGUACAUGUCCAGAUGGCUUCCGCGGAGAUCAAUGUGAGGAGAACCUCUGUGCAACACGUGGAUGUCUAAAUGGUGGUACCUGCCGCGCGGAAUCUGAUUCAGUCCAUUGUGAGUGUCCUCUCGGAUUUAACGGUGAUCACUGCCAAAACAACAUCAACGACUGCGCCUCGUCACCUUGCAAGAACGGUGGAACUUGCUACGAUUUGUUGAAUGACUACCGUUGUGAAUGUGCCUUCGGAUUCGGCGGACCCAACUGUAGAGAUCACUUCACUGUUUGUGAUGGAGACAACCCCUGUGCAAAUGGAGGAACGUGCCUACGAGAUGUGAUGGGAGGUUUCAUGUGUGAGUGCGCCGAAGGAUGGAGAGGUACAACAUGUACACAGUCUACUGGUCCAGUCCAAACAUCCGUACCUACUGACUGGCAGCGUGGUUCACAACGGCCUAACAUCCGGGCUACCAGUUCACCUACCAUUAAAUUUGGAUUAUCAGAUACCACUCAGCUGGUCAUAUACGUUGCUUUUGGAUUAUUGGUCAUCGUGCUUGUCAUUAUUCUGAUAAUUGUGGUGUAUAGAAAACAACAUCACCCCGACCCAAGGCAAAACGACCUGGAAUCAAAUACAACAUCAACGCCAAAUAACAGAAAUAGACAUACAUAUAAAGACAAUUUCUCACAGGAGGAAAAAGUACUGCCUCUCUUGAGCAUAAGUGAAAAAGUGUGCAACAAAGAGCAGGACACAUAUAGCAAAGCAAAUUCGCAAAAUACGUCGUCAGCUUUGCAACAUAAAACAAAUCAUUACUCAAUUGAAGAGUACGAAAGGCCGCCGCCUUCAAAGAACAAAAUGAUGAUUAUUCAAACUUCAUCAAAUAAGCAUAAUGUGCCACAAGCAAGACAUUCUUAUCCGAGAAAAGACUCAGAUGAAUAUUAUUAUUAUGAUGAAAAACAUGUGCAACUUCAGAGAACAGACUCUUUGCAAACGCCUAGCCAAAGCUCUUCUUCACAGAGUACGCCUAGACACACGGGAUCAUGUACAAUCUCACAAAUAUCGGCUGUAGUCGAAGAUAGUAGGGGAACGACAACGCCGACGUCUGUUGGAUUAUUCGCAACUGAGGUAUGAGAGAAGGAGAGGGGAAGAUGUUGCAAUAUUAUUUUCUUCAUGCGCUAUGUAUUCAACGCUAUUACCCACUGCCAAUGGAACAGCGCCGCUCAUAGGAGGACACCCAAGGAGAGAGAUGGAGAGACUUGAUAAUUAUUAAAUGGAGGGCGCCAAACUAAUUGAAUCUAAAUAAAUUUCUUUUAAGAAAAAAACAAUUAUCGCCACCAAAUUCUAUGCACCGUUUAAUCUUUCAUGCCACACCAGGUUACCUGGUUGAAGCAGCUCUCAUAUCCAUUUGUCUACAAUUUUUUUGGAGAUAAAAAGCCAUUGUGUGCCUUUUUGGAAAGAUAACAAGACUUAUGAUAAAGGAAUUUAAAUUAUUGUGUUCUUUUACACGCAGCAAUAUUUAAAUGAUUGUUAUUGUUACCUGUAAUUUGCAAUCGACAAUUUAAAUCAUGAUUAUUCACACUUGAAGAUCCAAUAAAUCAGGCGCUCACCUACAAUAUUCCCAAAAUCAUGUUUCCGAAAAAAAAACAAGACGAAAGAAAGGGAUAGAGAGACAAACCAGGAUUCACCAAGUUCUUAUUCUUGGCAUUAUUUCAUCAUUAAACUCUGUACAAAGUUACACGAAAUGUGCUGUAUCUGAAACAUAUAAACAAAAUAUACGGUUUUUUGCAAAACGUUCAAAUUCUGUAGGCUAUAGGAUGUUCAGUCAGUGGAGCUGUGUUGUGAAAAGUGACAUUAUAAAUACCGGGCAGAAUCUUGCCAAUUUCAUUCAAAACUCGUGUAGAAAUUCAUGACCGUUUUAUUGGACUUGCUCACCAGUCUUCAGUACGUAAUUCACACUAUAGAGCAGACUAUCAAGUAGCAGUCGUUUUUUGUAUUCCAAAUUUGCUACUUAUAUUUAUUAAAUAUGAGAAGAAAAUGAAAAAAAAAAGAUUUAAUAAGAAAAAUUUUAAAGUACACAUUGUAGAACAUGUACUACUUCUUCUACUAUUACUACUACUGAUGUGUUAAAUUAUUGAGAUAUAAAGUUUUCUUGAUAUAUUUUAUAUAUUUUUGUGAGUUGAGAUUUUUCGUUUGAUUCUGUUAUUUAAACAAAGUUAUGAUGUGAAGCAUACGUUUAAUCGUACUCUUGUGACGUAUGUAAAUGUUUCCAUAGAAUUCUAUCAUUAAUCACUUGAUACACGUGAGAAACGGACUUCUGACAAAGUCGUUUCCUUGUCAAAUGAAUUUUGAUAGAACUCUAUAUCAAGGUAAAUAUAUGAAAAGCCAUGUGGUUUUUUUAUAAAGUAAUUCACUUUGUAACUUAAUUUUUGCUAUGCAGAGGGACCAAAAUGUAAGUCGUUGUGCUCAUAUAUUGCGAGCAAUCGUGUUAUUGUUAGCUUUACAAAUACAACUCAUCACAAACAUUAAUAUUUAAAUGUUUUUGAGAGAUUAAAAAAAAAAUCAACAAUAUUGUUAUGAAUUAAAGUGUUCACGCUCUUGGCCAACUUUAUUACACAUGUUAAAGAAAUUUUUGUAUAUGCUAUGUAUAUUUCUAUAGCUCAGAAGUGUACAGUUUGUACAUAAUG